CUCUGUGGGCGGGGCCAGGCUGUGGGCGGGGCCAGCGGAGCAGCGCCAUGGCUCCGGCGCUGGGGCUGGGGGCGCUCCUGGGAGUCCUGGGGCUCCUGAGGACCCCGGCGGGGGCGGCGGAGGUUGUGCACUCCCUGCGUUACCUGCGCGUGGCGGUGUCGGAGCCGGGCCCGGGGCUGCCCCGGUACGUGGCCGUGGCGUCCGUGGACGGGACCCCCUUCGUGCGCUACGACAGCGAGCGGGGCCGGCUGGAGCCGCAGACUCUGUGGAUGGCGGCCGGAGCCGAGCCGGGAUAUUGGGACACCGAGUCCCGGAUCAACGGGAGGUACCAGCGAAAGGACCCCGCCCACCUGGACAUGCUGCAGAUCCGGCACAACCAGAGCGGGGGUCUCCACACGCUGCAGCGGGAUUGUGGCUGUGAGCUCCUGUCCGACGGGAGCGUCCGUGGAUCCUAUCGGGAAGGCUACGACGGACAGGAUUUUCUCUCCUUCCAGUUGGGAUCCAGGAGCUUCGUGGCGGCCGACGGCGCUGCCCAGAUCAUCAAGAGGCACUGGGACUCUGAUGGGAUCACAGUGGAGAGGUUGACAAAUUUCCUGGAGCAGACCUGCCUGGAAGUGCUCCAGAAACAUGUCCAGUAUGGGCAGGAGGUGCUGAAGAAAAAAGAGCCUCCUGACGUCCAAGUGUCCGGGAAAGAGGAACACGGGAUCCUGACGUUGUCCUGCCGCGCGUACGGGUUCUACCCCGGGGUCAUCGAGAUCAACUGGCUGAAGGGGGAUGAAAUCUGGGAUCAGGAGACGUGGUGGGGCGGGAUCGUUCCCAACAGCGACGGCACCUUCCACAGCUGGGCCAGGAUUGAGGCGCUGCCGGGGGAGCGGGAGCAGUACCGGUGCCGGGUGGAGCACGCCGGAAUGCCGGAGCCCGGGAUCUUCGCCUGGGAGCCGGAAUCUGGCUGGAAUCUCAUCCCAUUGGUGGUCACAGUGUCCGUCAUCGCUGCCAUCAUCAUCAUCGGUCUCAUCCUCAUGGGAUUUGGCAUCUGGAAGCUCCGAUCUGGGAAGAGGGAGAGGAAGAGAUGCGUUGCGGCCAAUGGAACAGACAUGGGAACUGACUGCUCCCUCACAGGUAUGGAGCAGGAUCCAUGUGGUAUUCCAGAGGGAAAUUGGGGCAGGAUAGAUGGAGCAGGAUUGGGACAGGAUUCCAGAUCAGGGCAGGAUUCCAGAGUGGGAUCAGGUGGAAUUCUGGGGUGGGAUCAGGGCUGAAUUCUGAAGCAGGAUCAGCUGAGAUGGAUGGAGUGGGAUUGGGUGGGAUGGAUGGAGUGGGAUUGGGGUGGGAUUUCAGAGCAGGAUUGGGAUGGGAUGAAUGGAGUGGAGUCAGAUGGGAUGGGUGGAGCAGGAUGGGGUAGGAUUCUGGUGCAGUUCCUCCUCUCUGUGGGCUCCGCAGCUGGACCCAUCCUGUGGGAUGGGCACAGGGACAUGGUGACUCUGUCCCCUACUCUUGUCCCGGCAGGAAUCACCGCCUGAGUGAUCCAUGGUUACGGUUCCAGAGGUGCCAAAAAUAAGAGCUGUUCCUGUUGUCACUCCGGUUCUCCAGCAGUGUUUCUCUUUCA
Messenger RNA from Chiroxiphia lanceolata (lance-tailed manakin), 1603 nucleotides. RefSeq names its product class I histocompatibility antigen, F10 alpha chain-like. The transcript has 7 exons. Gene Ontology annotation, cellular component: external side of plasma membrane. Gene Ontology annotation, biological process: immune response. The record is from RefSeq and is a predicted model, not a curated record. NCBI's taxonomy places the organism in Eukaryota, Metazoa, Chordata, Aves, Passeriformes, Pipridae. The coding region runs from base 48 to 1256 and encodes 402 amino acids.